Daldinia loculata is the source of this 2471-nucleotide messenger RNA. RefSeq names its product HCO3 transporter family-domain-containing protein. The coding region runs from base 280 to 2289 and encodes 669 amino acids. Gene Ontology annotation, biological process: monoatomic anion transport; borate transport; monoatomic ion homeostasis. Gene Ontology annotation, cellular component: fungal-type vacuole; plasma membrane. The transcript is spliced from 5 exons. Lineage: Eukaryota; Fungi; Ascomycota; Sordariomycetes; Xylariales; Hypoxylaceae. Gene Ontology annotation, molecular function: solute:inorganic anion antiporter activity; borate efflux transmembrane transporter activity. The record is from RefSeq and is a predicted model, not a curated record.
CGGUAUCAUCCAAUCUAACGCGUGUAAUAGAUAUGUUGUCGUUUGGACUCGAAUUCAUAUUCUGGUUUAGCUAACAAAUCUAUUGUUGCUGCUUUGCCUCUUUCAUUGAGCUAGGUUCUAGGGACGUAUUGAUUUAUCGGCUCUAUCUACCUAACCUAACUUAUACACCCAAGUUAAGGGGGCUAGGUGCAUAUACGCAUAUACAUCUUGGUGAAGUCUUAGCGGUGUCUGUUACAGACUUGUCAUCAACUAGAAUCAGGAUAUUCCGCCUCGUGCGCCAUGUCGCGGACCGCAGACUCGCUGACCCUGCCGACGGCGAUGCAUUCCCCUGGAGGCGGCCACGGCGGGACGGCCGAGUCCGGAACUGGAGCUAACCCGUCGCCGAGCGCCAGGAUCCGGCAAUGGACGAGUUCCCUGCUGACAUCGUCGCGUAAUGCCUCUGGCCGCGGCGAUAAUGACGCGGAACAGCGCGCGGCGUAUACGCCUGAUAGCUGGUGGAAGAUCCAUCUCUUCCGCGGCAUGGUCAACGACGUGCGCCGCCGGGUGCCGUAUUAUUGGAGCGACUGGCGCGACGCGUGGGAUUAUCGCGUUGUGCCGUCGACGAUUUAUAUGUAUUUUGCUAAUAUCCUGCCCGCUCUGGCCUUCUCGCUGGAUAUGUUCACCAAGACAAAUAUGCAGUACGGCGUGAAUGAGGUGCUGCUGGCGUCGGUGCUCGGCGCUGUGGUGUUUGCUAUACUGGCUUGUCAGCCGUUGGUUAUCGUGGGAGUUACGGGUCCUAUUACGGUGUUUAAUUAUACCGUCUACGAUAUCAUGUCACCCACUGGGACUAACUACCUGGCGUUCAUGUGUUGGAUCGGACUCUGGUCGCUUGGGUUCCAUUGGAUCCUCGCCGUUACGAAUUCGUGCAACUGGUUGCGAUAUGUGACGCGGUUCCCGUGCGAUAUCUUCGGGUUCUACGUCGCUUUUAUCUACUUGCAAAAGGGCAUUCAGGUACUCGAGCGCUUCGGCGAUGGGUCACCCUUCUAUCUAUCUAUCAUGGUGGCUCUGCUCGUCUUCAUGGUCGCGUAUGCGUGCGGUGAGCUAGGUGGUAGUCCUCUGUUCCGCCACCCCGUUCGUGUCUUUCUUAAGGACUACGGUACACCGCUCACUGUUAUCUUCUUCACUGGCUUCGUGCACUUUGGCCGCAUGAAGAAUGUUGAGCUUGAGAAGCUCCCUACUAGUGCGGCUUUCUUCCCUACCGCGGAUAGGGACUGGCUGGUUCAUUUCUGGGAUAUCUCGGUUGGCGAUGUGUUUAUUGCUAUACCCUUCGCUAUAUUACUCACUAUCCUAUUCUAUUUUGACCAUAAUGUGUCGUCGCUUAUCGCACAAGGGACCGAGUUCCCUCUACGUAAACCUGCGGGCUUCCACUGGGACUUGUUCCUACUAGGCCUCACCACAGGUGUUGCAGGUAUCCUUGGACUGCCUUUUCCGAAUGGACUAAUCCCCCAGGCACCAUUCCACACCGAAUCCCUGUGCGUGACCAAGCUGGAGGCAGACACUGAGGAAAACGGCGAGGCGAAAGGCCACUACGUUCUCAAGCGGACGCACGUGGUCGAGCAACGAGUUUCGAAUCUAGCACAGGGUCUCCUAACCCUCGGCACCAUGACAGGCCCUCUCCUCGUCGUCUUACACUUGAUCCCGCAAGCCGUUCUCGCCGGCCUGUUCUUCAUCAUGGGGUACCAGGCUCUCGAAGGCAACGGCAUCACAGCUAAACUACUCUUCCUACUCCGCGACCACGCCCUAACUCCCGGUGGCCACCCUCUCGCGGGAAUCCCGCGCCGCGCUGCAGUAUGGACCUUCGUUGCCGUCGAACUCGUCGCUUUCGGCGCCACAUUCGCCAUCACGCAGACGGUCGCAGCCGUCGGUUUCCCCGUCGUCAUUCUCGCGCUGAUCCCGGUCCGCGCACUCGUCCUGCCCCGCGUCUUCACGCCCCACGAGCUUGCCAUCUUGGACGCGCCGACCGCUAGCCCGUUUACCAUGGAGAGCGUGGGCGGCUCGUACGCUGCGCCCGCUGAUGCUAUUGAUGCCUCCUCGGGCGUCCAGGAAGGUGUUUGUAAUAGUGUUGGUACGGGCGUCUUCGGGGAAACGACGGAAAGCGAGCCGAGGGGAAAGAGCGGGGAGGUGCUUGCGGAGGAGGGCCGGGGGCAGACGGUCGAGGAGCCGGGGGCGCGCGAUGAGAUUGAGAUGAGUCGGUUGGGCGUCAGUAGGAGGGGACAGGCUAGUAGGAGCGCGGGGCACGAGGAGAGUUAGUAUAGCGGAAGUUUAAGUAGGGGGUCGUGCAAGUAGAUGUAGGUAGGUAGUUUGGGUAUUUCGGGUGGGGGUUUUGGGACGUAUAGAGGAGAGGCAUCGAAGAGACUAAGGAUAUAUUCCUUUUUUAAUCUAACGUGGCUAGAUAGAUUUCGAAUAGACGUAUAUGAUUUUAUCAGAAUGAA